This is a messenger RNA of Durio zibethinus, 1075 nucleotides long. RefSeq names its product endochitinase EP3-like. The record is from RefSeq and is a predicted model, not a curated record. NCBI's taxonomy places the organism in Eukaryota, Viridiplantae, Streptophyta, Magnoliopsida, Malvales, Malvaceae. Gene Ontology annotation, molecular function: chitinase activity; chitin binding. Gene Ontology annotation, biological process: chitin catabolic process; carbohydrate metabolic process; cell wall macromolecule catabolic process.
CUCAAUGUCCUCCGAAUUUCCACAUCCAAAUACAACUUUCAGCAAAAAUGGCAACCCUCACUAUAGAAAAGAGCCUUAUAGCUGUUAUCCUAGCAGGAAUAUUUCUUGCUGGAGCCCUGCCUGGAAUGGUCAAGGCUCAAUGUGGUAACAGUUGUUCAGCAACCCAAUGUUGCAGUCGAUUUGGGUUUUGCGGGGAAGGUCCUGAUUACUGCGGCAUAAAUUGCCGAGGGGGUCCUUGUGUUAACAAUGGUGUUUCGAUAGCUGACAUUGUGACACCUGAAUUCUUUAAUGGUAUCUUGAAUCAGGCAGCUGCAACUUGUGCGGGGAAAAACUUUUACUCGAGAGGAGUAUUUCUCGAUGCUCUCAAUUCUUUCACUCAGUUUGCGAGGAUUGGCUCAGUUGAGGAUUCCAGGCGUGAGAUUGCUGCCUUCUUUGCACAUGCUAGCCAUGAAACUGGACGUUUUUGCCACAUAGAAGAGGAGGGUGGCGCUUCAAAGGACUACUGCGAUGAGAACAGAACAGAGUACCCAUGCAACCCAAGCAAAGGUUACUAUGGCCGUGGACCACUGCAAUUGUCAUGGAAUUACAAUUACGGACCAGCUGGCACUGACAUUGGGUUCGAUGGGUUAAACGCACCAGAAACCGUGGCCAAUGACGCUCUUAUCUCCUUCAAGGCUGCCGUAUGGUUUUGGAUGAACAAUGUUGCAGCAGUCAUGGACCAAGGUUUUGGGGCAACUAUUCGAGCCAUUAAUGGAGAUCUUGAGUGUAAUGGUGUUGAUCCUGUUAAAGUUCAGUCUCGGAUUGACUUAUACACAGACUACUGUAACCAACUUGGUGUUGCUCCCGGAGGUAAUCUCAGCUGCUAGAAUUUAUACUUUCGAAGGAAAUAAAGGAAAUAAUUGUAACAAUAAAAAAAGUUGGUCCCUCAUGGGAGAUUUCAGUGGCUAGAAUUGAAGACUGUAAUUUGAAAGUUUUGGAUUCAAAUUCUAAAAUGAGAAAAGGGAUGUCUCCCUAAAAUCAUGUAUUGAAGAAAAAAAAUAAGGAAUGAAAGUUCUAAUCUAAUGUUUAAUUGUCA